This is a messenger RNA of Telopea speciosissima, 2052 nucleotides long. Its product is annotated as glutathione synthetase, chloroplastic-like. The record is from RefSeq and is a predicted model, not a curated record. The coding region runs from base 78 to 1784 and encodes 568 amino acids. The transcript has 12 exons. Lineage: Eukaryota; Viridiplantae; Streptophyta; Magnoliopsida; Proteales; Proteaceae. Gene Ontology annotation, biological process: glutathione biosynthetic process. Gene Ontology annotation, cellular component: cytosol. Gene Ontology annotation, molecular function: glutathione binding; glutathione synthase activity; ATP binding.
CACUUUCAAGCGCACACCAACAAAGGAAAGGAGAAGAUAUCGCCAAAGCAAACAAAGUAGAAUAAUAGUGUUAGUAUAUGGGGUCUGGCUGCUCCUGCUGGUCCUUUUCCUCCGCCAUUUCCCUUUCUCUCUCUUUCUCAGAUCGGGUCCUCUGUUAUUCCCCCGCCAUUCUCCUCCCUAAUUAUACAAAGCCUAGGAGCUUCACUUCCAAUCCCACUUCUGAGACUCUGUUUCGGGGCUACCUGCAGAAAUCCCACCAAGCCAUGAAGAGUGAAUCUGCACUUUCUUCUUCUUCAUUUGUAAAUUUGAAUUCCGGGAAGGUUGAAGAAGAGAAAACCCCAGAUGAAAGUUCUGCGAAACCCAUAAUUUCUGAUCUUUGUGAUAUCAAUCCAAAGUUGUUUCAACAGAUGGUAUAUGACGCUCUGGUUUGGAGUUCUCUUCAUGGACUUGUUGUUGGAGACAAAAGCGUUCAGAGGUCAGGAACAGUUCCUGGCGUAGGUCUUGUACAUGCUCCAUUUGCUUUAUUGCCCACUUUCUUCCCUCAAAUUCAUUGGCAACAAGCGUGCGAGCUUGCUCCCCUUUUCAAUGAGCUUGUGGAUCGCGUUAGUUUGGAUGGCAAAUUUUUACAGGAAUCAUUGUCCAGAACGAAGAAAGUGGAUGCUUUCACUAGUGGACUGUUGGAUAUUCAUUCCAUGAUGCUAGAAAUUAACAAAAAAGAGGAAAUACGUCUGGGUUUACAUCGUUCAGAUUAUAUGCUUGAUGCUCAGACUAAUGCACUUCUCCAAAUAGAGCUCAAUACUAUUUCAGCUUCUUUUGCCGGCCUUGGUUGUGUUGUCAGUGAACUUCACAGUAAUUUACUCAACCACUUUGAAAAGAAUCUUGGAUUGGAUCCCUCAAGGGUCCCUAAAAACGAUGCAGUUAGCGGGUUUGCAGAGGCAUUAGCUAAAGCUUGGAAUGAGUACAAUAACUCUAGGGCUGUAGUUCUGUUUGUGGUUCAAACUGAAGAGCGCAACAUGUAUGAUCAACACUGGCUUUGUACCAUUUUGAAGGAGAGACAUUCCAUGACUUCCAUUCGUAAAACAAUGGCAGAAAUAGAUGCAGAAGGAGAGCUUCAACCAGAUGGAACACUUCUUGUUGGUGGCCAACCAGUCGCCGUCAUCUAUUUCAGAGCAGGAUAUGCACCAAGUGAUUAUCCUUCAGAAUCAGAAUGGAGAGCCAGAUUGUUAAUGGAGCAGUCUUCUGCAAUCAAGUGCCCAUCCAUUUCCUACCAUUUAGUAGGAACCAAGAAAAUUCAGCAAGAGCUGGCAAAACCCAAUAUACUUGAAAGAUUUCUUGAGAACGAGGAUGAUGUUGCCAAACUACGCAAAUGCUUUGCAGGGUUAUGGAGUUUAGAUUAUUCUGAUGUUGUAAAAAAUGCCAUUGAAAGACCUGAUUUGUUUGUGCUCAAACCCCAACGAGAAGGAGGAGGUAACAAUGUCUAUGGUGACGAUUUGAGAGAAACCCUACUGAAAUUGGAGAAGGAAGGGAGUGAAGAACGUGAUGCCUACAUUCUUAUGCAAAGGAUUUUCCCCUGUGCUUCUCUUGCAUAUCUGGUUCAACAGGGAGUUUGUCACCAAGACCAUGCUAUAUCAGAGCUUGGGAUGUAUGGUGUUUAUCUAAGGAAUAAAGAUAAGAUCAUAAUAAAUGAUCACAGUGGUUACCUGCUGCGAACAAAAGUUUCAUCAUCAAAUGAAGGUGGAGUUGCUGCUGGGUUUGCAGUCUUGGAUAGUAUAUACCUGACAUGAUUGAAUUGGUGUCCUUAGACAAAAAGGAAUAUAAAUAAAAACAAUAAAAUGUCACCAUGUGAAUCCACUGCCAGGGGUGGGAAAAAAAACACUUGCUGGCACAUUUCAAGCCUACAUUAGACCAGAUCUUGAAUUCAGUUUAACUUGCAGUUAAGUUGGACAAUCUGAAAGUUUCUUCAGGUGCAGGAAAGCUCAGUUCCUCAAGAAGGGAUUAGGUCUCUGUUUUUUUUUUUUAACCAUGUACUAUUGGAAGGUGCAAUGUGGUUUG